AUGAAGCCAGGCAGAUCUUCCCUUCUCGCGCCGCUGGUCGGCCUCUUGUCUGUCGCCAAUGGAAUCAGUCUAGAAGUGAGCAGUUUGGACUCGAUCAAGUCUGUUACGUCGACCCUUGCCUACGAUAUGAUGACGUAUUACUCUGGCAACCAGACAGGACAGACACCUGGAAUUCUCCCAGGCCCAUGUGAAUCUACAGCAUGUUAUUACUGGUGGGAAGCCGGCGCCAUGUUUGGAUCGUUGAUCAAUUACUGGCAAUACACGGGCGACGACAGCUACAAUCCUGUGGUGUCCCAGGCGUUGGCCUUUCAGAUAGGACCCGACGAAAACUACAAUCCUCCCAAUCAAAGCAAAAAUAUGGGUGUCGACGACCAAGCUUUUUGGGCCUUCUCUGCUCUGGAUGCGGCCGAGGCUAACUUCCCCGAAGCCGGGGGUGAUAUUCCCUCCUGGAUUGCCUUGGCUCAGGCCGUCUUCAACUUCCAACAGGACUUGUGGGAUGAUGCCACAUGCGGUGGUGGUAUGCGAUGGCAGGUCUACUCGUUCAACGCUGGGUACAACUUGAAGAACACCAUCUCGAACGGAGGAAACUUCCAAAUCGCUGCUCGGUUGGCAUAUUACACAGGCAAUCAAUCCUAUGCCGACUGGGCCAUCAAGAUGUGGGAUUGGAUGGAAGGCAGUCCAUUGUUCCAGACGCAGGAUGGUAAUCUUUACAUCUGGGACAAUACCGAUACCAACAACAAUUGCACAGAUGUCGCACACUACGCAUGGACGUACAACUAUGGCACCAUGCUCAUGGGCGCGGCGUACUUGUACAACUAUACCGACGGCGAUCCGCUAUGGGAGCAACGAGUCAUGAGUAUUCUGAAAGGGGCAGAACUCUUGUUCUUCCCUCAAGAAUAUGGUGGCAACAUCAUGACGGAAUUCCAGUGCGAGCCGGCGGCGAAUUGUAACAACGAUCAGAGCAGUUUCAAAGCAUACCUCUCUCGAUGGAUGGCUGUGACAACACUCCUAGUACCUAGUACCUACGACAUGAUCAUGCCGAGACUAACCGCUAGCGCUGCCGCCGCUGCGCAACAAUGCACUGGAGGAAACAAUGGGCGAAUGUGUGGUCGCAGGUGGUACUCCAACUUUGACGGUUCAAGUGGUGUUGGCCAACAGAUGCAAGCUCUGAGCGUGAUAGGGGCCACCACCAUUCAUGCGGGAAUUGCUCCCAAAUCGGUCAAGACCGGUGGUACUUCGAAGCAAGACCCCGACGCCGGCAACGACGCCGCAUCCUCACCGGUCAAGCCACCAUCAGCUAUUACUACCGCCGACAAAGCUGGAGCAGGCAUUUUGACGGUCUUGUGCAUCUGCAUCAUCGUCGGUGGCAGCAUGUGGAUCAUCCUGUGA
Molecule: messenger RNA, 1389 nt
Organism: Exophiala spinifera
Lineage: Eukaryota; Fungi; Ascomycota; Eurotiomycetes; Chaetothyriales; Herpotrichiellaceae
Exons: 2
Coding region: 1-1389 (462 amino acids)
Biological process (GO): carbohydrate catabolic process; fungal-type cell wall biogenesis
Molecular function (GO): mannan endo-1,6-alpha-mannosidase activity
Source: RefSeq, a predicted model, not a curated record